Messenger RNA from Patella vulgata (common limpet), 1233 nucleotides. RefSeq names its product U6 snRNA-associated Sm-like protein LSm7. Gene Ontology annotation, molecular function: RNA binding. NCBI's taxonomy places the organism in Eukaryota, Metazoa, Mollusca, Gastropoda, Patellidae. The record is from RefSeq and is a predicted model, not a curated record. Gene Ontology annotation, biological process: mRNA splicing, via spliceosome; nuclear-transcribed mRNA catabolic process. Gene Ontology annotation, cellular component: U2-type prespliceosome; U12-type spliceosomal complex; catalytic step 2 spliceosome. The transcript is spliced from 4 exons. Bases 218 to 556 code for a protein of 112 amino acids.
CGAAUGCUGUUCCUCCACUGUAUUUGUUUUACACUGAUCAGAUAUUAAACUGUUACAGGAACACAAAGUGAAAUCUAAAUAAUAAAAGUUCUUAUAAAAUAAAUGAUUGGUCCUGUUGAUCACGACUUUAUUUACACCGGAAGUACUCUCUUCAGGCAAAUCAAGCAUUGGUUUUCGAAAGUUAAACGUCCUAGAAUAACAGAACCUCUGUACAAGAAUGGCACAACAAGGAAAUAAGUCAUUUGGUGAUGGUGAUAAAGAGAAGAAGAAAAAAGAAAGUAUUUUAGAUUUAUCUAAAUAUCUUGACAAACCUAUCAGAGUUAAAUUUAGUGGUGGAAGAGAAGCCACUGGUGUUUUGAAAGGAUUUGAUCCUCUGUUAAAUCUUGUAUUGGAUGGAACAACAGAAUUUCUAAGAGAUCCUGAUGAUCCCUUUAAAUUAACAGAGGACACUAGACAGUUAGGAUUAGUGGUUUGUAGAGGUACAUCAGUUGUUUUAAUAUGUCCUGCUGAUGGUAUGGAAGCUAUACCUAAUCCUUUUGUUCAACAAGAUGGAUGAAGCCAGUGAACUGUUUAUAAUUAGACUUACAGACUUGUACAUAAAAUAUCAAACUCAAGGACUGGUUAUUUUGAAAAUGUGUUCAUUAAAUGACUUCACUGAUCACAGUGCUUAAACAUUUUUAUUUUGAAGUGGUGGAAUCUCAGAAUUAUGACAUCACUGGAAAAAGAUUCUAAAAAUUCAUAAAUUAUCAUAAUAAAUCAUCAUCACCAAAUGACAGAAGAUCAUAAAGAUUGUUUUGAUUUCCAAAGUGAAUAUUUUGCAAGAUUUGGGCAAAAUAUGAAUUAACUAUUGAAAAAAGAUUCAUAGGUAAAAUAAAUUCCUUUCAUUAUUGUUGUAGAAUUUUUAAUAAUGGAACAGUGUAUUGAUGAUGCACAAUGUUUCCUGUGUUUGAGCUGGAAUCAACAACAGUCUGUGGUCCAGAUGUAUAUUUUUAUAGUUUCUUCCAAGCAAUCUUUGUACAUGUAUAUAAAUAUAAUGCUGGGUUUACACUGUUGAGUUAUUAUCAAAAUUAUAGAAAAUUGAUCCUUUAUUUAUAAACAACUUUGAGGUUUAGACAGCUUCAAAUUCAUAAUGUAAUGCAAAAAUUUGAUAAUGUAAAUCUAGUAUUAUAAUGAAAGGGAAGGAUUGAACUCAUAUUCAAUAAUAAAUACAAGUUGUUAUUUUUGUCUGAUUAA